Messenger RNA from Exophiala xenobiotica, 1991 nucleotides. RefSeq lists its product as uncharacterized. The record is from RefSeq and is a predicted model, not a curated record. NCBI's taxonomy places the organism in Eukaryota, Fungi, Ascomycota, Eurotiomycetes, Chaetothyriales, Herpotrichiellaceae. Gene Ontology annotation, molecular function: CoA-ligase activity. The transcript is spliced from 3 exons. Bases 78 to 1817 code for a protein of 579 amino acids.
CGCAAUGCACUUAGAUCUUUCUAUCUGUAUCUUUCCUUCGCUGCAAUCUCAUACUUUCCCUACUCUUCGUCGCAAACAUGGUUUUCUAUCCUCCUCCAUGGGUCCCUAAGCUGCCCGAAAUCCCCGAUACAGUACCGAUAUGCGAAUUCAUGCUCGAUGAGAAAUAUGGACGACGGCCGUACUCAGACUCUUGGGAUGCUUAUACGUGCGGUCUUUCUGGCAAGAGCAUCACGGCAAGACAGCAGAAAGAAAAUGUAGACAAAUUAGCUCGUGCCCUCGCGAAGGAGUUUGGAUGGAAAGUCAAUGAAGGCACCGAGUACGACAAAGUGGUUGGCGUUUUCGCCUUGAAUACGAUCGAUAUCAUGUCAUUAUCAUGGGCCAUCCACAGAAUAAACGGAGUAUCAUCACCUGCCAAUGCAGCCUACAGCGCGGACGAACUCCGCCAUCAGCUCAUCAACUCCGGCGCAAAAGUCCUCUUCACGGUCAUGCCUCUGUUCACAACGGCACUGGAAGCCGCCGCAAAGGCCAACAUACCCAAGGACAGAAUCUAUAUAUGCGAGAUGCCGAAUGACCCUCCUAUCCCCAAAGAAUUCAAGACUCUAGGCCAGCUUCUGAAAGAGGGGGAAUCAUUACCAGAGCUUGAACCGAUCCGAUGGAGUAAAGGUCAAGGAGCGAGACAAACGGCCUUCCUGUGCUACUCUAGCGGCACUUCAGGUCUUCCCAAGGGUGUCAUGAUCAGUCACCGAAACGUGAUCGCAAAUACAGUACAGAUCUCGGUAUACGACCAAGCGGGACGAGACGCGAUCGAGCCUGGGUAUCAUGACGUUGUCCUCGGUCUGCUUCCCCAAUCGCACAUUUACGGCUUGAUCGUUAUCUGCCAUGCGUCGACAUAUCGUGGAGACAGGGUCAUCAUCCUUCCGAAAUUCGAAUUGCAGCCGUACUUGACCACGAUCCAGAAGUACAAGAUUAACACGCUGUACAUUGUCCCGCCGAUCAUCAUUGCAAUGGUCAAGAACCAGCAAGUGCUCAAAAAUUUCAACUUGUCGAGUGUCAAGUCGAUUUUCACGGGCGCCGCACCGUUGGGUCAGGAAACGGCAGAAGAACUGGCUUCUCAAUAUCCAACGUGGGUGGUCCGACAGGGUUACGGUCUUACUGAGACGUGUACGGUCGUCUGCUCGACGUCACCAUUCGACGUCUGGUUCGGCUCAUCGGGAUGCUUGGUACCAGGCUAUGAGGCAAAGGUGAUGAGUAUCGAGGGCAACGAGAUCACGGGAUAUAACCAGCGAGGAGAAUUGCUGGUCAAGUCGCCUAGCGUUGUGUUGGGGUACUUGAAGAACGACAAGGCGACGAAAGAGACGUUUGUGGAUAUGCCAGAAGGCCGGUUCAUGCGGACGGGCGAUGAAGUUGAGAUACGAAAGUCGGCAAAGGGUAAUGAGCAUAUCUGGGUCGUGGACCGGAUCAAGGAAUUGAUCAAAGUCAAGGGUCUCCAAGUUGCACCGGCAGAGCUGGAAGCGUGCUUGCUCAAUCAUCCUGCCGUGGCUGAUUGUGCCGUUAUUCCUGUAGCGGAUGACCGGGCUGGGGAACUACCCAAGGCAUUCAUUGUCAAGUCGAAUUCCGUCGGUCUGGAAGAGAGUGAUGCCAUGAUCAAACGGAAUAUCGCCAGAUACGUUGAGAAGGAGAAGGCCCGGCACAAGUGGCUGGCUGGGGGGAUUGAAUUCAUCGAUGUCAUUCCCAAGAGCGCCUCGGGGAAGAUUCUUAGACGACUCUUGAGAGACAAGGAAAGGGAAGCACGCAGGAAGGCUGGUGCCAAGUUGUAGAUACUGGAGCAUGGGUGCUUUUGUGGUAGACUUAGACAGCGAAGAGUGAUGCAACACUCAGGAGGUCUGAUUAUCAAAGAAUCAUCGAUGAGAUCUCUUGUGAGGUUAUGGUGGCCGAGUACAGGGGCGGGGUCACUCCUUUCUCCUCCGGUCUAGCAGAAGAAACGAACAUCU